Lepus europaeus (European hare) is the source of this 1224-nucleotide messenger RNA. It is a transcript of the gene CD177, whose product is annotated as CD177 molecule. Bases 1 to 1224 code for a protein of 407 amino acids. The record is from RefSeq and is a predicted model, not a curated record. Lineage: Eukaryota; Metazoa; Chordata; Mammalia; Lagomorpha; Leporidae. The transcript is spliced from 9 exons. Gene Ontology annotation, biological process: regulation of integrin-mediated signaling pathway; leukocyte cell-cell adhesion; cell-cell junction maintenance. Gene Ontology annotation, cellular component: plasma membrane raft; plasma membrane.
AUGAGUGCCGUAGCCCUGCUGACCCUCCUGGGGGUCACCUUGCUGGCCCGCACGCAGGCCCUGGAUUGCCAGUGGGGAGCGCUGCAGGCGGUGCAGAAUGUGUCCGAGCUGCCCUUGGAGUGGACAGCGGGCCGGAAGUCCUGUGAGCAGGGCGAGGGGUGCCAGGACACGGCGAUCCUCAUUGUCAACGGACCCCAGGUGAACUUGGUGCUCUCCAAGGGCUGCACCCUGGCAGAAGACCAGGAGGCCCGCGUCACCCGGCACCGGGCGGGCCCUGGGCUCUCCAUCACCUCCUACACCCGCGUGUGCCGGCACGGGGACUUCUGCAAUGACCUAUCCACCUCCGGCCCUCUCUGGGACCUGCCCCCUGAGACAGUGCCAGGGACCGUGUGGUGCCCCCUGUGCCUGUCUAAGCAGGGCUGUCCCGAGAACGCCCCACAGCAGCUGUGUCCCGCGGGGCAUGAGCACUGUUACCGUGGUGUCCUCAAACUCAGGGGAGCCGGCAUCGCCUCCAAUCUGAGAGUCCAGGGUUGCAUGCCUGAGCCAGGCUGUAACCUGCUCAAUGGCACCCAGGAGAUGGGGCAUGUGGAUGUGAGUGAGAGCUGCGCUCCUGAGUCAGACGCCCUGACCUGUUACCGUGGGAGCAUGAUCAAGUUGGGCCAGUCACAUCAAGAGCCUGCGCAGUGGACCACACCUGGUACAGAGACCUGCGACGCGGGGGAGCUGUGUCAGGAGACGCUGCUGCUCAUAGAUGCAGGACACAAGUCGCUCCUUGUGGGCAGCAAAGGCUGCAGCCAGGCGGGGGCCCGGACUUCCCAGGAUGUCUCCAUACACUCGGCCCAGCCUGGCUUGCUGGUCGCCUCCUACGCGCGCUUCUGUGCAGCCGACCUGUGCAACCAGGCCAGCAACAGCAGUGUCCUCCUGGAUGCCCUUCCUCCGCCAGGUGGAGUGUUCACCACGGUGAACGUCUGGGGCUGCGCGUCCUCCUCUCCCAGCUCCUUGCUGAACUGGACUCGGAACUUCGGGAUCUUCUCUGCUCAUCCAAUGAGCUCGCGGGAUGCUCUCGCGGUGACCAAUGGGGCUUCGAGCGGCCCCGCCGGCGGCCGCUGGUCCCGCCUUCCGUGCCGCGGGAGGCUGACUGGGGAGAAGGGCCGCUUGGCCGAGGGGGCGCUGCGGGCCGCGCCUGAGGCCGUCGGGAAGCCGCCAGCAACUUUGUUGUGUUAG